AUGUCCACUUCUCUCAAACAGCAAUACGACGAGCAGGGGUUCGUGAUCGUCCCCAACCUCAUCCCGCCCGCGCAGUUCGCAGCCCUCGAGAGCGCGUCCGAGCGCGUCAUCACGCGCACGCGCACCGGCCAGUGGCCGCACCGCCGCACCGUCGGGGCGCAGUUCCCCCCGUACGGGGACGGGGACCCCGACUCGUGGGGCGUGCAGCAUGUUAUGCACCCCGACCUGGGCGAGCCGGCGUUCGCCAGGUGGUAUACGUCUGACGCGCUGGUGGGCGUUGUGAGGGAGCUGCUGGGGUGUGGGGAGGAGGAUCUGCAGAUGGAGUUGUUCAAUAUGUUGAUAAACCCGACGUCGAACUCGUUCGCGCUGCGAUGGCAUCGUGAUGAUGUGCGGGAGAACGCCACCGAGGACGAGGAGCGUGAAGCUCUGAGUAUAUGGCACCACGGCACGCAAUGGAACACCGCCCUCCGCGAAGACUCCUGCCUCUACGUCGUCCCCGGGUCCCACAAAGUCCCCCGCACACCCGCACAGCGCGCCCUCUCCUCCACGCUCGACCCGCCGACCGACCCGCUCACGAUGCCCGGCGCCAUCCGCGUCGCGCUCCGCCCCGGGGAGACCGUGUUCUACAACAACAACAUCCUGCACUGCGCGGCGUACGACGCGGCCGCGCCGCGCAUCACGCUGCACGCGUGCAUGGGCGAGGCGCGUGGGGGCCCUGCGCGCGCGCGGAACAUCCUGCAGCACGGGCUGCGGUGGAUGAAGGAGCCGCCGUUCGCGGACACGCUGGAUGCGCGUGGACGGGCGAUGUUGGAGCGGAUCGUGCGGCUGCAGGAGAGCGUGGGUGGGGAGGUUGGGUACUCUCUUGCAAACUGAGCGGGGCUGCGGUUACUUGCAAUUGGCAUGCGGGGGGACGGUUUCCUCUAGUGAGUAUGAUAUGUGCUCGCCAGCAGCUCGUGAAACAUCCGGAGUCAAGGGUGCAAAAAGUGCUCGGAAUGAGGAUCGAAC
Messenger RNA from Trametes versicolor FP-101664 SS1, 1005 nucleotides. RefSeq lists its product as uncharacterized. Lineage: Eukaryota; Fungi; Basidiomycota; Agaricomycetes; Polyporales; Polyporaceae. The coding region runs from base 1 to 873 and encodes 290 amino acids. The transcript has 4 exons. The record is from RefSeq and is a predicted model, not a curated record.